Aspergillus versicolor CBS 583.65 is the source of this 1269-nucleotide messenger RNA. Its product is annotated as putative lipase. The record is from RefSeq and is a predicted model, not a curated record. NCBI's taxonomy places the organism in Eukaryota, Fungi, Ascomycota, Eurotiomycetes, Eurotiales, Aspergillaceae. Gene Ontology annotation, molecular function: triacylglycerol lipase activity. The transcript has 2 exons. The coding region runs from base 1 to 1269 and encodes 422 amino acids. Gene Ontology annotation, biological process: lipid catabolic process.
AUGGCAGGCCCGGAAAGAUACCCAAAAGCCCAGGCGUCCGACGCUCCCACACUCCCAUCAAAGGAUCCAUUCUACACGCCAGAAGCUGCAGACUGGGCUGACAGAGAGCUCGGCGAAGUUCUCGAUUCUCGCCAGGUAAACAUCGAUAUCUCUGCUAUACCCGCCAUUGGCGAAUAUGAGGCCUUCCAACUGCUCUACGUUACCUCGGAUCUCAACAAAGAAAAGACGACAUCCGUUACUACCAUCGUUGUCCCGCAGGGAGCCAACAUGAGUCGCAUUCUGUCCUACCAAAUUGCCUACGAUGCACCAGAUGUCAACUGCUCUCCUUCGUACGGGCUACAGCCGGGCGCCAAUGCGGCUGCGACGCCGUUUACUCGCGACCAAAUGAAUUUGAUAGCCGGCAUUCUGGAAGAUGACGGACCACCACCGGUGCUGAAUAUGGCCGACUAUGAAGGAUCAAAUGCCCCCUUCACCGUGGGGCCUCAGAGCGCUUACCAGACCCUGGAUUCGAUCCGUGCCGCGACAGACUCUGGAAAUAUCACGGGGAUUGACCCCGCUGCCGAAACUGUCUUGUUUGGAUACUCCGGCGGCGGUUACGCCUCUGAAUGGGCUGUCGAGCUGCAUCAAACAUACCAGGAAAACCCCGUUAAUAUUAUUGGCGCGGCGAUUGGCGGACCCCCGACGAACAUCAUACAAACCUACAAGAAUGUGAAUACGAAGUAUUCACCCUUGAAUGUUUGGGCCAUGCUCGGCGUGAUGAACGCAAUACCCGAAAUCAACAAGACCAUGGACGAAGAUCUCAGACAAGCGCAUAAGACGCAAUUCCUCAGCCGCCGCCAGCGCUGUAGCGAGGUUGAGCUCCCGCCCAUGAAAACAUAUGCCAAUAUCAACUGGUGGUUUAAGCACGGGAACUCCUUCUUGACCACGUUCGAGCGCGAGCUUACAGAGAUUGGCGUCCUGGGAAACCACAUCACAGCAGAAACCGCUCCAAAAUUCCCUCUCUACAUCUUCCAGGGCGGAAUAGAUUUUGUCACUGCCCCGUAUAGUGACACUGUAGCCCUGAAGGACAAGUUUUGCGAGGCGGGCACCCCGGUGACGAUGUACAAGUGGAAGUUGAGGGACCACAUCCCUACCUCCAUCUGCGGUUCUCCAUGGGCCAUGCAGUGGAUCAGAAAGGUUUUCAAUCGCCAGGAGCUCGAGGAUAGCUGCAAUGGGCCUAUCAACGAGGUUCCGCUUUCGCUCUCGGGGAAAUGCCCUCCCCCUGUUUAG